Messenger RNA from Nicotiana tabacum (common tobacco), 2887 nucleotides. Lineage: Eukaryota; Viridiplantae; Streptophyta; Magnoliopsida; Solanales; Solanaceae. The record is from RefSeq and is a predicted model, not a curated record.
AAUAGGGAAACUUGUCAAUCUUAUUAAAGCUGAUCUUAAUACAAACCAGUUAACAGGUCAUAUUCCUGUAGAAAUAAGUAACUUGGUCAACGCAAAACACUUCUAUGCUAACUCCAAUGAAUUGUCUGGUCUCAUUCCCAGUGAGUUGGGGAAUCUGAAAAAUCUCACUAGUCUGGAUUUAUCCAGUAAUCAACUUACUGGUUCAAUUCCUGCUUCAUUUGGCAACUUGAGAAACUUGCAAGCUCUCUCUCUCUAUCACAACAAACUUUCAGGUUCCAUUCCUAAAGAACUUGAAUAUUUAGAUAACUUGGUUGUGCUGGCAUUGGGUGUAAAUCAGUUUUCAGGCCAAUUGCCAGAGCAUCUUUGCCAAGGUGGGAAGCUUGUGAGCUUCUCGGUGACUAGUAACAAGCUGACAGGGUCAAUACCACGAAGCUUGAGCAAGUGCUCGAGUUUCCGAUGGGUUCGUUUUUCUAACAACAGUUUCACUGGAAAUUUAUCUGAAGCUUUUGGCAUCUAUCCAGAGCUUCAGUUCAUUGAUUUGAGUGACAAUGAUUUUCAUGGUGAACUCAGCAGCAACUGGGGGAAAUGCAAGAAUCUGACUAAUCUGCAGAUAGCCAGAAAUAACAUUAGUGGUAGAAUACCACCAGAGAUCGGAAAUCUCAAAAGGCUUCUAGGACUUGAUCUUUCAUCGAAUCAUUUAGCUGGGCAGAUUCCUAAGGAAUUUGGAAAAUUGACCUCUUUAGUUAAAUUAAUUGUGAAGGACAACCACAUUCAUGGUAGAAUUCCUACAGAGCUUGAGUCACUAACAAAGUUAGAGUCCCUUGAUCUGUCAGAUAAUAGAUUGAACGGGUCGAUUCCAACAUUUAUAGGAGAUUACAUGAGAACGUUUCUCUUGAACCUGAGCAACAACAAGUUCGGCCAGAAAAUUCCAGAAGAGAUAGGGAGGAUAACUCAUCUCAGUGUACUUGAUUUGAGCCAUAACCUUCUUGAUGGAGAAAUACCUGCUCAGUUAGCCAGUUUGCUAGACUUGGCAAACUUGAAUCUUUCUCACAAUGGCCUCUCUGGCCGCAUUCCUGAAGAAUUUGAAAGUUUAACUGCUUUGCAGGAUGUUGUCUUGUAAUACAAUGAGUUGGAAGGUCCAAUACCAAAUAAUAAAGCAUUUUUGACUGCCUUAUUAGAAGGUAAUAAAGGUCUUUGCGGCAAUGUAACAGGAUUCCAGCCUGGUGAAAGUCCAUUUUCUGUGGUGAAGAAGCACUCAAGACGUAAACUCAUCCUCGUCACUGUACUUCCUGUUAUGGGAGCACUAGUACUUCUCUGUGCUUUCAUUGGUGUUCUCCUUAUGUGUGAUAAAAGAAGGAAAGUUAAAGACGUUGAAAGACGGUAUGAUGGUUUGUUUUCGAUAUCCAUGUUAGAUGGAAAAGCAUUGUACAAGGAUAUCUUAAACGCCACAGAGGAGUUUGAUUCAACAUUUUGCAUCGGGCAAGGAGGACAUGGAAGCGUUUACAAGGUAAACCUUCCAUCAUUAGGGAAUAUAGCUGUGAAGAGACUUCAUUCUUCAUUUGAGAAUACACAUCGCAAAAGCUUCAUGAAUGAGGUAAGGGCAUUGAUAGGGACUAAGCAUCGGAACAUUGUGAAACUCUAUGGCUUUUGUUCGAAUGCAGAACACUCGUUCUUGGUUUACGAGUAUGCAGAGAGGGGGAGUUUGUCUAGUAUUUUGAGUAAUGAAGUUGAGUCCAAGAAUUUGGAUUGGCUUAAAAGGGUGAAUAUCAUCAAAGGUGUUGCUUUUGCUUUAUCUUACCUGCACCAGGAUUGCUCACCACCGAUUGUUCAUCGAGACAUAUCAAGCAGUAAUGUUUUGCUUGAUUCUGAGAAUGAAGCUCGAGUUUCAGAUUUUGGCAUAGCUAAGCUUCUCAUGCCAGACUCAUCCAACUGCACUACGCUUGCAGGCACAUAUGGCUUUGUUGCCCCUGAGCUUGCAUAUACAAUGAAGGUUACACAAAUGUGUGAUGUCUAUAGUUUUGGAGUAUUAGCAUUAGAGAUAAUCAAAGGAAAGCAUCUUGGGGAAUGCAUUACUCUGCUAGCAAAUUCAUCGACUAGAGAUCAUGUGCAGCUUAGUGAUUUACUGGAUGAACGCCUUCCAUGUCCUGAAGAUAAGAGUAAAAGAGGUUUUGUUUUUUAUCAUCAAUCUAGCAAGCUCUUGUUUGUUUGAAACUCCAAAAUCAAGGCCAACAAUGCACUUCAUCUCUCAUAGGUUAUCAUCAAUGGAUCUACGUCCACCUACUCAUCAGAUAAACCCCCAUGUAAGGCGAGCUAUAUAAUCCCUGAUGGAAAUGAAUAACCUUUGACACCAAGUGUUUGUGAUGUAAGUAAUUUGAUGAGAAGGUCCAUGACAAAAUCUAGAAGAUACUGUUUCAUUACUAGAUUUUCUAGAAGCCUUGUAGUAACCUCGUAAGAAGAAUAAAGUUCUCUUUUGCUAAAUCUAUUUUGUAAAUAUGGUGCCCGGCUCUUCCUUAAUGCUGAUGAAUAUACUGUUACCAUUCUCAAAAAAAGGUCCAUGACAAAAUUAUUACUGGGAUUAAUAUUUCUGAUUGUUAGGGUGCUAAUAAAAUAUGAUUCAUACUGCAAUUUUGUAUAACGACAUUUAAGCCAGAUACCAAAAUAUUCCAGCUUUAUAAACAAAGAAAAAUCACUGCCUGGUCACAAACAUAUAUCAGCUAUAAAAUUAUCAAUACUCGAAUCAUUGCAAUUCAGAAUUCAGAAGUAUUCACAUAAGGGAUGAAUUGUGCAACCAUAGAUAAUCCAGAAGUAUUUAUGUUUCAGAUAGGCCAAUAAAAAAUUAGAGAAAUAAAACUUAUUAUCUGCAUUUAUAGAUAAUUUACUAAAUGAA